Molecule: messenger RNA, 2244 nt
Organism: Galendromus occidentalis (western predatory mite)
Lineage: Eukaryota; Metazoa; Arthropoda; Arachnida; Mesostigmata; Phytoseiidae
Product: nose resistant to fluoxetine protein 6-like
Exons: 19
Coding region: 1-2244 (747 amino acids)
Molecular function (GO): acyltransferase activity, transferring groups other than amino-acyl groups
Source: RefSeq, a predicted model, not a curated record
AUGGGUGAAGUUGUCCUGGUGCUCACCGUGUUUUGCACGACCAGCUCGGCUGCCAUCAAUCCGGUUAAGGAACGUCUUGUAGACGUUGUGGCGAACAUCAACGUUCCGAAUACUACCCGCGACCUCAACCAAUAUGAGGAUCUCCAACCCAUUGUCGAGGGAUUCAUGAAAAGGAUGACGCGAGAGAUGUAUCCUCUGUUCGAAGAUAUCCUGUUCGACCCAGAGAUCCCCGCCGAGUGCGGGGCUGCCUUCCAGAAGAUCAUGCAAGGGAUGCAAUCUUUCCAGUUUUGGGCAUACAGAUUCGUGCGAUCUUCGGGUGGUCUGCCAACGGCUUUGGAUGGUAAAUCAGCUGAUCUGGGCGACUACGAUUCGUGCCUCGCGGCGGAGGCGAAGAACAGCAACGGGGAGAUUUUAUUCACGGGUCGAUAUUGCACGCUCUUCUUGUCGAUAGAUAAUGUUUUCGUGCACAAGAUCAUCAAGGAUGCGAUUUCGAGCUACAGUGAGAUAAUUGAUUAUCUUGGGAACAGCACGACGUCGCUCGAUGAUUUCUUGAGGCUAAUGAACAACAGGAUAGGAGUGUGCGUGCCAUCUACAUGUCGUGGAGAGGAUCUCGAAUACGUCGUGCAGAAACUCGGAGGGAAAUACGGAUUCCAACCAUGGGUGCCCGCCUGCCGAGCGUUGUCCGAGGAUCCGCCCCUGUCAGCUUUCCAGAUCGGAGUGAUAAUCGUGACUUCAGUGCUCGUCAUCCUGACGAUAGUAGGAAUCUUCGCAGGGCGGAGAUUGGAAGAUUUGGGAGACGUCAGAGGGAAAACUGUUACUAAAAUAUUCUACAAAGUUCUGCAUGCAUUCUCCCUGGAGCGAAACUUGCGAAUUAUAUUCCGCACCGAUGUCUCAGCCGACGUCAAGCAUUUGACUUGUGUACACGGCCUGCGAGCUAUCAGUGCCUUCUAUAUCCUCUACGCUCACUCCUAUCUCGUGUCGGAUCCUUCGGCUCAAGGGAACCCGAUGCAGAUUUUCAGAUGGAUCCGAUACGAUAUCACAAUGCUCCCUGUCUACAUGGGCUUCUACGUAGUCGACACUUUCUUCUGCAUUGCGGGCCUGAUGACGUAUCGAUCGUUAAAGCAGGAACUCAGUAAGGAAUAUGCCGCCUCGGUUCCUCUCAUCGUCUUCGUGACUCUGAUCCGACGGUGGAUCCGGCUCAGUAUUCCGGCAGUGUUCCUGGUCGCAUUCUACAUGUUAUAUCCUGCGCUCCUCUCGGGACCGGGGAAAGAUCUCACAUUGAGUUUCUUCGUGGAUAACUGUGCUCGGAACUGGUGGUCGAUACCGGCAAUGGUCGGGAACUUUUUUGGUCUCAAACAAUGUAUCCUCCAUCUCUGGUACGUUCCAGCGGACUUCCAAGCCACGGCUAUCGUCGUCAUUCCAGUCAUCCUCCUGAUCAGAGGAAGAUACCGGCUCACAGGGAGCAUCCUCUUGAUCGUUGUGGGAACGUUCUCGUGUGUUUUCAUUUCCGUGCAUACGUGGCUCUAUGAGUUGCCUCCUUUUGUGAUUCUCCUGCCGAACAUCGUUCGCAAGGUUCCGUAUCUCCUCUUCGGUCUUUACAACAACUCCUUGAGUCAUUUGAUGAGCACUGUCAUUGGGGUUUUCCUGGGACAUUUCAUCGAUAAGCAGAGGACAGAAAAACCGAGAAAAUACACCCGCUCAAGUCUGUUGAGGAUUUGGCUCUUCAUAUCAAUCUUGGCCACCAUCAACUACUUUCUACCCUUCUACUGGCAAACUGGCGGAGACUUCGUUAAUGUUUGGGCUGCCCUCUACGCUGGUUUUAGCCGAGUCAUUUGGUGCUCGUUCAUCGGGUGGCUCAUUUUCGUGUGCGCCACGGGCAAUGGAGGCAUCGUGAACCGGAUAUUGACGUCGAAAGUCUUCAUACCCCUCUCAAGAGUAUCGUAUUCGUUUUACUUGCUUCACGUUCUGGUCAUGGGAGCUAAGGUGUACCACCAGCGGAACCUUACGGAAGCUCGUCAUUACCUUCAGGCAAUGACGACGGUCGGUGAUUUUGGACAAUCCUUCUUCUUCGCCGUAAUAUUCUUCUGCUUGGUGGAAGCCCCUACAACUCACAUAGAAAAGAUGGUGUACCUCCGAAUUUGUGAAUAUGUAGAGCCCCGAGGACGAGCUAGGGCUACUCCUCCCAUAGAGGAGCCCUCAAAGUCCAGGGAGGCGAGUAAAACCAUCGAAAAGUACCGACUAUGA